This is a messenger RNA of Raphanus sativus (radish), 1207 nucleotides long. RefSeq lists its product as uncharacterized. The record is from RefSeq and is a predicted model, not a curated record. Bases 44 to 487 code for a protein of 147 amino acids. The transcript is spliced from 2 exons. Lineage: Eukaryota; Viridiplantae; Streptophyta; Magnoliopsida; Brassicales; Brassicaceae.
AUACAUCGUCUCUUUCCUCUUGAUCCAUCGUCGUCGUCAAGUCAUGGUCGAGUUCCGACAUCUCUGUCUCACGGUGAAACCAUCAUUCCUGAUAGAUCCAGAGGCUCACGGUGAAAACGAAAUCGAUUGGAUUGGAAAUCAUGAUGAAGACGAUAAAGAAUUUCUACAAGUCCAUCCUAAUUCUUCAUCUUCUACUCGGAGGUUGCGUCGAUCAAGCGAGCGUCGGUGUCAUCGAGCGUUGGGGCCGAGUCGAGCAUAUAGCCAAGCCUGGAUGCCACUUCUUCAACCCUCUCGCAUGUCAGUGGCUCGCCAGAGUCCUGUCCACCAGGAUCAACUCUCUCGAGGUCAAAAUCGAGGUCAGAAUCGAGACGCUGAGUUCUUUUAUGGAUGCAGCAAUGCUACCACCAAGUCUGCAAAUUCGAAAGCAGUGACGAGAAAUGAUCGAUACUUGGCAAUUGCCACCUGUGGUGGUUUGAACCAACAGUGAAACGGAGUGAGAGUUCUAUUCAGAAGGCAUGACUGGAGCUAUUCAGAAGGCUGAAGAGAUCUUGAAGAACACUCCCCACUCCUACAUGCUCCAACAGUUUGACAACCCACCCAAUCCCAAGGUCUGUGAUGACUUUUUUCCCACAUUUUUUUCUCUCUAGCUGUAACAUAUUUUAGUGAGUAUCAACCUUUGAGUACUGCAUAUUUUUUUCUGUAAUUAGAGUCAUGUUAUUGGAACCAUACAUGGAGAGUUUGAGUGAGAGAAUAGGAGUUAUAAGUGUAUUGCUCAGAAAAAGAUUUGGUCUCGGUUCAGUGGCCGUAAGGAAGAAGGUCGUGGCUCGAUGGUGGUUCAAGCGCUGAGUGCAGCCAAAGCAAGUGGUUGCUCAGCUUUGAUAACUAUGCCGGUAGACACAAUCAAGACGAGGCUGCAGGUUUUAGACACGGAGGAGAACGGGAGGAGACGAGCAAUGACAGUGAUGCCGACGGUGAAGAGCUUGAUGACGGAAGGAGGUGGGUUCGGGGUUUGUUACAGAGGGCUAGGACCAAGGUAGAUCUCAAUGUCAAUGUCUGCAACAACCAUGAUCACAACCUAUGAGUUCUUGAAGCGUCUGUCCACAAAGAAGCAGAGAUGAUAUAAAGUUAUAUAACACAUCUAUAGUCUUAAGUUUCUCUGUUUCUUGUGUUGAAAUGAAGAAACAUAAUGGAAAAAAAUGUUUUUACU